AUGACGAGGUUGUCCUAUGUCCCACCGGGGCCUUGAACGCACCAAGGAGUGCAUUCCGCUGGGAUUCGAACGGGUGACGUGUUUUUGUUUUUCUCGUCAAGUUUGGUUCGCACGGUUUUGCGGACAUACCGACGCACUGACGGCUUUCGAGCCGAGUUGGGACACGAGUUUGCUUUGCUUUUUGCCUUUCGGCACCAACAAUGUCCGAAGAAAAAGAACAGCUGGCGACGGCUUCGGGAAGCGAGCGAGGCGGAGCGUCGGCGAACCCCGGGGCGGUUUGUAGCGUGUGUAAACGCUUGUACCGGGAGCCGAAAAUCCUUCCGUGCCUGCACACCUUCUGCCUGGACUGCAUCCGCCAGCUGGAGCCCUUCUCGGUGGGCGCCCGCGGGGACGGAGGAGCGACGACGAACGAGGAGGCGAAGGCGAACGCCGCACGCGUCCGCGUCACGGUGCUCUGCCCCGACUGCGACUCCGAGGCGGGCCUUCCGCCUUCGGGGCCGAGCGGGCUGAGCACCGACCACCUGGCGCUGGACGAAGUGUUCGCGGAGACCUUGUUAAGCGACGGCCCGCUCGGGUGCGACCUGUGCGGCGAAGGAGGCGCCGGGAGCCGCUGCCGAGUCUGCUGUGUCAACUUGUGCGAGUUCUGUUUGCAGGCGCACAGGCGUCAGACACGGACAGCGUCUCAUUCCAUUCAGAGGUUUGAGGAUCUCAAGUCUCAGGGUCGCCUCUGCCGCCCCGUCCUGUGUGCCCUCCAUCCCGGCCAGGAGUUGCGCCUCUUCUGCAAGCCCUGUGAUGCGCCAGUGUGCCUGGAAUGCGCCGCGUCGCUCCACUCUGAGCACCGCUGCUGCCCCGCCCACGAAGUCAUCGGGUGCCACGGAGACCGCAUCAGGACGCUGGUCACCGUCCGCCUGAGACCUCACCUGCAAAGACUGGAGCAAACACUGCAGAAGGUGGAGGUUUCCCAGGAAGCUUUGCAGACAAGAGUGGAGGCCACAGCCAAUGAGGUGAGGACAUUUGCUCGAGGCUACGCCAGUGCGGUGGAAGCUCACUGCCUGGCCCUGCUGCGUCGCCUGGAGGAGCUUCACCUCCAACGCAGGAACCAACUGCAUGUGCAGAGGGCGCAGCUGCAGCAGGCACUGUCGGACGUCCGGGGAAGUGUGGACUUUGCGGAUAGGCUGCUGAGGUGUGGCUCGGAUGCCAAGAUCCUUAGCGCUAAGGGUGUGACGCUGCGGAGGCUGAGCAGCCUGGUGGAGAGCAGCUCUGAUGACCAGCUGGCGGCGCUCAUCCCCGAUGACGGCGCUGGUAUUCGUUUUGAUCCCCGGGGGCCGGCGAGGGAGGUGAGCGGCUACCCAAUGGUGGGCGUGAUCCAUUUUAAGGCUCUGGACCCCAGCAAGUGCACUAUAGAUGGAGAAGGUCUACAGCAGGCCAAUGAGGGCCAGCGGGCUCACUUUACCCUGGUUUGCCGAGACUCCGCCGAGGACCAGAUGGCACACGGCGGGGAUCACGUCCUGGUCAGCAUCAUUCACAGAGAGAAGAAGAACUGCGUGGUGGAAAGCACAGUGGUGGACAACAACGACGGCUCUUACGAAGUUUCCUACACACCCGACGAAGCCGGAAUCUACUCCGUGUGGGUUUGUGUCAAAGCGCAACACGUGAAGGGUUCUCCAUUUGUUUUGAUUGUGAAGAAGAAGCUGAGGCAUCACGCCGGAGUGUUCCACUGCUGCUCCUUCUGCUCCAGCGGAGGAGCCAAGGAGGCUCGGUGUGGCUGCCCAGGAACGAUGCCCGGAGGAUUUCAAGGGUGCGGUCACAGCCACAAGGGUCAUCCCGGAAAGCCGCAUUGGUCGUGUUGCGGCAGCACCGCGGAGAAGUCCGAGUGUUUACCGGCCGGCGUGAUCCGAGCCGUCUCGGCGGGGAAACACUUGCGCGCCGUGGAGCUCUGAGGGUUGGACAGAGCGGUCCGUGACGGGAGGUCUUGUCUGCUUGACUGAGCUGCCGGUAAGCCGUCUCAAAGUGCCUUUUAUUUUGCAACAGCGCAGCCUUUGAGCUUGAAAUAAUGCAUAUGGGGGGAAUUUAGUUUCUCACAAGUGGAUGACGUUCGUGGCGGGAAAAUACAUUCAUUAUAAGCUGCCACGUGCGAACAAAACUCAAGGUUAAUUCAGGUGUUAUUGCUCCUUGCUAUGUCAUCUUGCCAUUUUCCGUACCGCUUCUCCUCACGCGGGUCGCGACAAACAGUCAUUCACACUUACAUACUGUACAGUAUAUUGUCUAUUAAAUAUUAACACAGUAUUUUAGGAUAUACUUUUUAGGUUUUAGCUGUGUAAAUGCUGCCAAAUGUGCCAUUAUAGUUGGUGCAAAUACUGUAUUUGAUGCCAUGGUUACAGUUUAAAACCUCUCUCUCUUUGCCUUAACAUGAUCACAGUUUCAUAUUUUGAUGACAAGUGUAUUAGAACUAUGAGGAAUUUCUGCAAUAAGGUGCACCUGUUUCUAAAUGCCGCUCGCGCCGUGUCGUAAAUGCUGUUAUUACACACCGUGCAAUCGUCCGAUAGACGUUUUCCACUGAAACAAUCGACAAUGUAAGAAACAAUAAAGUGUAUGGCUUAUGUAUGAUGAAAUACUGUAUUGCUAUGACUGAUAUAAAAAAAAAAAAAAAAAAAAAAAAAAGCAUGAGUUUAGGUCGGUUUUACUUUGACUGGUUCAGUUGUCCGAGACAACUUCGCCUUGAAUCGUGCAUUUGUUCAUUGGUUUACCACCAGGUGGCAGGAGAGAUUUUUUUAUGAAUGUUUUUGUUCACCUCCCUGCCUGCUCCUCCGUCUCUCACUUUACUGUUGACCGCUGUUGAGACAAUAUAUUUCAACUUUUCAAACAUGCGACCUACACCCUUUUGCAACUUGAUUGAGUUCUCUCGGUAUCCUUUUGAGAAGGGAAGUAACAACAAACAACUGAAAUAUGUGGUUGCGCAAGUGUGCACACCCUCUUUCAAUUGGAAUGUGGCUGUGUUUAAAAUUUAGUGGGAAGCAAUCACUUUCUAACCCGUAUUAAAUGGGACUCAUCGCACACGUGAAACCAUUAAAAGGCUGCUGAUUAACUCCAAAUAAAGUUCAGAUGUUCCAGUAACCUUUUCCUGACAUUUUUUGCUUCUUUUUAGCAGAAGCCUGAACGCUGUUGUCUUAAUGCUGACUGCUAUUUUGAACGGUUCAUAAUUCCAUCCGCCUUGACUAAGGCCCCACUUCCAGCUGAACCAAAACAGCCCCAAAGCCUGAUGUUGCUACGCCAUAGGUAGCGUGUUCAUUCGAGGAUGAGCGGCGUUGUGUGAUGGGCAAGAAUUCAACCUUGGUUUUGUCGGACCAUAACAAAAUCUCCCCCGUGCACGUGGUAAAAUGUGUUAUGGGCUGAUGAAACCAAGGUUGAACCUAAAUCAAAAAUGUAUGGGGCAAACACACCACUGCACUGUACAGAGACUUGCGUGGAUUUCCUACUGAAACGUGCUGUACGCUCGGUCAGGGUUAUUGUGUAAAUCUCCAGAUAUUCUCAUUUUAGCAUGAGACGAGAGAGACGGAACACAACCUGAGUCAGAACUUAUCUUUUGUGGCAAAAGGAGAAGCAGUCGCUCUUCUCUCCGCGACCUGGAAUCUUCUGACGUCUGCUUCCCCUGUGCCCACGUUCCAUGACCUUUGAAGGAAUUGUUUGUAAAUCAAGAUGUGGUCCGUGCCUGGAGAUGUGGCGGUUUAUUGCCUUGUGGAAUGUGCAUUGUAGUACUUUUCCAAACUGCUCUUUUUUCCAGUGAACAAGGGUGCUAUCAUCUUAAUGCAGUUACAGCAACACUGUAUUUGUAUGCAAUAAAAUAUACAAUUUUUACAUCAUUUCCCUCCUGUUUAUCAAAUAAAAAUACAUGAUUCAGCAUACUGUCACGUUUCACAAUGAUUUUCAUGACAAUAAUAAUAACAUGUAUUUUAUCAUUGAUGUACCGCAUUUUCACCACCAUAA
Phycodurus eques (leafy seadragon) is the source of this 3984-nucleotide messenger RNA. It is a transcript of the gene trim45, whose product is annotated as tripartite motif containing 45. The transcript has 8 exons. Gene Ontology annotation, molecular function: zinc ion binding; protein binding; ubiquitin-protein transferase activity. The record is from RefSeq and is a predicted model, not a curated record. Gene Ontology annotation, cellular component: nucleoplasm; chromatin. NCBI's taxonomy places the organism in Eukaryota, Metazoa, Chordata, Actinopteri, Syngnathiformes, Syngnathidae. Gene Ontology annotation, biological process: positive regulation of DNA-templated transcription. Bases 201 to 1940 code for a protein of 579 amino acids.